Messenger RNA from Meloidogyne enterolobii, 594 nucleotides. The record is from the annotation of a GenBank genome assembly. Lineage: Eukaryota; Metazoa; Nematoda; Chromadorea; Rhabditida; Meloidogynidae.
UGACUGCCCCAAUUUUUAUCCCUCCGCGGCGCUCUGAUGACCCAAAUAUUUUUUUUUCGGUUGCGCAAAAAGUUUUUUUUAAUUUUUUCUUGUGGGGCAAUUGCCCUUAUUUUUCGUUUAUUAAAAAAUUAAAAUAAAAUGCUUUCAGAAAAAAAACUGGUUGAAAAAUUCUGUGCUUUUCUCAUCUUUCAUUUUAUUUUUAUAUUUUUCUGUGUCAUCCCUUUUUGGUAGUAGAAAAUUUAUUUUUAUAUAAUUUUCAUUUUUAGAGAAAAUUUUUAGUUGGAAGCAACGUCAUCUCCUCUUAGGUAACUCCCUUUCAUCCCUUCCAACGCCUCCCUUUCCCAAACCUUCUCAAUUCAGUCCCAAGGCUGUUUCUGAUCUUCUUCGGCAUUCCCUCCUAUGUCACUUCCUCUCCUAUACUCCCCCUUACGUCCUUUCCCAACACUAUCCUUUUCCAGGUCCUCUCAAUCCUGUCCCAAGGAUGUUACUGGCUGUUCUUCCAACGUCUCCUCUUCCAAGCCCCCUCAAGGUCCCAAGACUUUCUGGCCCUCUUCGGCAUUCUAUCCUAUGUCAUUUCCCAUCCUAUUAUAAGCU